Molecule: messenger RNA, 813 nt
Organism: Cajanus cajan (pigeon pea)
Lineage: Eukaryota; Viridiplantae; Streptophyta; Magnoliopsida; Fabales; Fabaceae
Product: retrovirus-related Pol polyprotein from transposon RE1
Source: RefSeq, a predicted model, not a curated record
AUGCAUGAGGAGAUAUUUGCUCUAGAGGAAAAUGAUACAUGGGUUUUAACUGCUCUUCCUCAUCACAAGACAGCCAUUGGUUGUCGUUGGGUUUAUAAAAUCAAACAUCGAGCUGAUGGGUCCAUCGAACGUUACAAGGCUCGCUUGGUUGCUAAGGGUUACACUCAAAUGGAAGGUCUUGAUUUUAUUGACACUUAUUCUCCUGUUGCAAAGCUCACUACUGUUAGGUUAAUUCUUGCCCUUGCAACUAUGAACAAUUGGCAUCUUAAACAGCUCGAUGUUAACAAUACUUUUCUCCAUGGCAUUCUUCAUGAGGAGUAUGCCCUUGAUAUCCUUACUGAUACUAGUUUAUUGGGUGCUAAACCUGUUAGCACUCCGAUUGACUACUGCACCAAGUUACAUAAAAAAUCUGGUACUAUUCUUCCUAAUCCUACUCCGUAUCAUCGAUUAAUUGGCAGAUUGAUUUACCUCACCAAUACUCGUCCUGACAUUUCUUAUUGUGUCCAACAUUUAAGUCAAUUUGUUGAUUCUCCAACAUCUGCUCAUCAGCAAGAAGCUUUUCACAUUGUUCGAUAUCUCAAGAAUGCACUUGGAUGUGGUCUAUUUUUCUCUAACAACAGUCAUCCUCAGAUCAAGGCCUUCAGUGAUUUUGACUGGGCUGGUUGCCAUGAUACUCGUCGGUCUGUGACUGGUUUUGCGGUUUAUCUUGGUUCUUCUCUCAUUUCAUGGAAGUCCAAGAAACAAGCUACGGUUUCUCAAAGCUCCUCUAAAGUAGAAUAUCGUGCUCUUGCCUCUACAACUUGUGAAAUUUAG